Molecule: messenger RNA, 1456 nt
Organism: Hyaena hyaena (striped hyena)
Lineage: Eukaryota; Metazoa; Chordata; Mammalia; Carnivora; Hyaenidae
Gene: SIRT4
Product: sirtuin 4
Exons: 5
Coding region: 54-992 (312 amino acids)
Molecular function (GO): NAD-dependent protein lysine deacetylase activity; NAD+ binding
Source: RefSeq, a predicted model, not a curated record
CAGCCAGUUGCAUCGUCAGACGUAAAGUGUUCCUUAAGGUGUGAAAGAACAGGAUGAAUUUUAGGUGGACUCUCAGAACAGCGAAAGGCCGCUGGCUGGUGAGCAUCAGCCGGCAAAGCUCACAUGGAUCCACGGGGUUAUUUGUGCCACCAAGUCCACCUCUAGACCCGGAGAAGGUCAAAGAGUUACAGCGCUUCAUCACCCUAUCCAAGAGACUCCUGGUGAUGACUGGGGCAGGAAUCUCCACUGAGUCAGGGAUCCCAGACUACAGGUCAGAAAAGGUGGGACUCUAUGCCCGCACUGACCAGAAACCCAUCCAGCACGGGGAUUUUCUACGGAGCGCUCCAAUCCGCCAGCGGUACUGGGCGAGAAACUUCGUAGGCUGGCCUCGGUUCUCGUCCCUCCAGCCCAACCCUGCCCAUUGGGCCUUGAGCAACUGGGAGAGACUUGGAAAGCUGUACUGGUUGGUGACCCAAAAUGUGGAUGCCUUGCACACUAAAGCAGGGAGUCAGCGCCUGACAGAACUCCAUGGCUGCAUGCACAGGGUCCUUUGCUUGGCCUGUGGUGACCAGAUCCCCCGGGGGGUGUUACAAGAGCGUUUUGAAGCUCUGAACCCCACCUGGAGUGCCGAGGCCCACGGCCUGGCUCCUGAUGGCGACGUCUUCCUCACAGAGGAGCAGGUACAGAGCUUCCGGGUCCCGUCCUGCGCCCGAUGUGGAGGCCCCCUGAAACCAGAUGUUGUUUUCUUCGGGGACACGGUGAACCCUGACAAGGUUGACUUUGUGCGCAGGCGUGUAAAAGAAGCUGACUCCCUCCUGGUAGUGGGAUCAUCCUUGCAGGUUUACUCUGGUUACAGGUUCAUCCUCACUGCCCGAGAGAAGAAGCUCCCAAUUGCAAUACUUAACAUUGGGCCCACGCGGUCCGAUGACUUGGCGUGUCUGAAACUGGAUUCUCGUUGUGGAGAACUGCUGCCUCUGAUAGACCCACACUGACCACAGCCUGAUGCUCCUGAGACAGAAACUGGGACUUUCACUUGAAUCCUGCUAUUAAAGAUCCUUAAGGAUUCCUCCUUCUUCCUCUAACUAACCGAAGCUCACUGAGUACAGCCUGUAGAGGGCAGCAAACCAGCAUCUUUCUCCUAGCCUGCCUAUGAACAGGGCAGGUUCCAGUCAGGCUGAUGAAAUUUUCCCCUGAAGAACGACUUUUUCAGAGAAGCAGCUUCUAUUGAUAGGUAAACUACUUUCACUUCCUUUUUACCUCACCAGGCAGUAGAAACGGCCUGGGAAACACGUAGGCCAGAAUGGUCUCUGGAGCAGUAACCAGGAAUCUCACUAAUGCGGAGGCUGAGGGGAGAAGUAAAGGACUUAAUUUAGAAUUCCUAAUGGUUAAAUGUCUUUAACUGAAACAUUCUGGUAUAUUUUUCUAAAAUAUGAGCAAUGUUCUGAAUAAAUUUUUU